GCCUAUUUCGCGACAGGCAACGAAGACUCCCCACGCUUAGAUUCCACUAGUCAAAAACAAGCUGCAGAAAUGUUCAAUGACUACUUCCACUCAGUAUUUCUAACAGAAGGUGAUGAUAUUUCAAUCCCCACUACACCUGUAUGUGAAGAGACCAUUUCUGACAUUAUUUUAGACCCAAGUGAAGUAUAUGACGUUCUUCAUUGCCUCGAUCCUAGUAAAGCAUCUGGUCCAGAUAAUAUACCAAUCCGCUUACUAAAAGAAUGUGCGCACUCCAUCACACCAUCAUUAACAUGUCUCUUCAACAAAUCCUUAAAGCAUGCCUCCCUACCAUCAGAAUGGAAACUGUCCAACAUCAUCCCGCUUCAUAAAAAAGGAAUCAAGAGUUUUGUUGAGAAUUACAGACCAAUUUCCCUCAUGUGCGUUGUUGCGAAAGUUUUAGAACGUUGUGUUUACAACCGUCUGAUUGGUCAUAUAGAGAACAUGAUAUCCGUCGCACAGCAUGGUUUUCUGAGAGGAAAGUCUUGCACAGGUCAGCUCAUUUCCGUUCUUCACCGCAUCAGCCAAAACCUGGAUUCAGGGAAACAAACAGAUAUCUUGUAUUUCGAUGUUGCUAAAGCGUUUGACACGGUGAAUCAUAGCCUUCUUUUAAAGAAACUCCAACGAUUUGGACUUAGGGACAAUAUUUUAACGUGGUUUAAAAGUUAUUUAUCCGGACGACAACAGCGUGUACUAGUCAAUGGUGAGAUUUCAGAGACACGUCCAGUUUCCUCCGGCGUUCCGCAAGGAUCAAUACUCGGACCACUCCUGUUUCUCAUCUACAUAAACGACCUUCCCGAAUCAAUAACCUCAUCCGCUGUUGACGUUUCCUUGUUUGCCGACGACACAAAAUGCAUCUCAGUUAUUGAAUCGCCGGUUGACGCCUGUGUCCUUCAAGCUGAAGCGAGAAACGUGGAGAAAUGGGCUGAGUUUUGGAGGCUCAAAUUCAACGCCGAAAAAUGCAAAGUUCUGAGCGUUACGAGAAAACGUCAUCCUCUUGUUGCUGAAUACAUUGUCAACGGUAAAACUUUGCAGCAUGUUUUCUCCCAGAAAGACCUCGGAGUGACGGUUUGUUCAGAUCUCAGAUGGAACACUCAUAUUUACGAGCAAGUUACGAAAGCCAACCGCCUACUUG
Molecule: messenger RNA, 1171 nt
Organism: Paramuricea clavata
Lineage: Eukaryota; Metazoa; Cnidaria; Anthozoa; Malacalcyonacea; Plexauridae
Source: the annotation of a GenBank genome assembly